ACAUAGAACGUAACGGUCGCCGAAAUGGCGUGGGAUUUCUCGGCCCGCGCUCGUCGAGGAAGCUCACACGAGGAAGUGCGUUCGUAGAUGAUGAGAAACGGGCAUGUUUACCAAAGAAAAGUCAUGACUUCCUCGUCUUCGUCCAGUACGAGUUCGGUGUGCACCAACGUGGACGAUGCACGCCGGUGCAACGGCCAUGGGAGGAACAAGUUCCUCGGCUCCGAAGACGUUGGCACCGAUUGGCUGCUCGGUGCUCACUCUUCUCGCGAUUCAAAGCGAGUUUUUGCAGAAUUUCAGAUAAACAAGUCGCGAUGUCGCAUGCGGCAGUUGGUACUCGUAAUCGCUGCAAUAGCAGCAUUACUGUUCGGAGCGAUCAUUGGCUUUAGCAUCGGCAGCGUUCAGUGUAUUUGCGGCCGCAGCUCGGAUUCACCGAACAACGAAUUCUUGGUGCCACCCGACCCGGAGAACCCGCAGCCGCCGUCCUGGAGCGAGUUGAGAACCUUCAGGCAGAGCGCGGUUUGCGCGGAUGGGGCGCCGUGUGCUGUUAUUGGCAAGUCGAUCCUAGAACAGAACGGUUCGGCGGUGGAUGCCGCGUUGGCUGCACUAAUAUGCAACGGACUCGUGAACAUGCAGAGCCUCGGCUUUGGCGGCGGAUUUAUGAUGACGAUUUACGAGAAAUCCUCACGCCGAGCUUUUGUGUUAAACGCGAGGGACCGCGCGCCUUUGUCAGCGAAUUCGACAAUGUACGAAGGCAAACCUGCGAAUGCGUCUUCCUUCGGCGCGCUUGCAGUCGCCGUUCCCGGCGAAUUGGCCGGUUACUGGGAGGCUCAUCGACGAUUCGGUAAAUUGCCAUGGAUGGAUUUGUUCAAACCGAGUAUCGAGCUCUGCGAGAAGGGCUACACCUUAACGUUGGUGCAGUAUGACAGCCUCGGCUACAAUAAGAACAGUAUUUAUAACGAUCCGACUCUGAGAGAAUUGUUUGUCGAUCCCACAACUAACGAAUUCCGUAAACCAGGAUCCAUCAUUAAACCCAAGAAACUUUGCGAGACGCUGCGAAUUAUCGCCGAGAAGAACGCCACGGAAUUCUACAACGGCACGAUCGGACGACUUCUCGUCGACGACCUGCGAGAGCAAGGUGGCAUCAUAACAAUGAGGGACCUCAAUGAGUACAGGGUCUCAUGGGAGCGACCGAUACAGACGAAUCUUUCGGGCGGCUUGAAUCUCUUCACGACGGGGCUGCCAGGUAGCGGCGCGGUGCUUUCGUUCAUCCUGAACGUCUUCGACGAUUACGGCUUCUCGCCGGCUAGCAUAGCUGACUUCAACGCGACGAUUCUCACAUAUCACAGAAUGAUAGAAACAUUCAAGUACGCGUACGCGUUGAGGACGAAUCUGGGCGAUAGAAAUUUCGUCGAUAUGACCGAGAUAAUGAAGAAUCUCACGUCGAAGAGCUUCGCGCGUCAGAUGCGCGAGAAAAUAAGCGACGACAGGACGUGGCAGGACACGCGACACUACGGCUCGUUAAUCGGCGCCGGUUUCGAAGACCACGGCACUGCGCACGUGUCGGUGCUGGCGCAGAACGGCGAUGCCGUGUCGGUCACCAGCAGCAUCAAUUACUACUUCGGUAGCGGACUGGUCAGCCGGAGGACCGGCGUACUCAUGAACAACGCUAUGAACGAUUUCGGCAUCCCGUCGAGGCUCAGUUACUUCGGCGUGCCGCCCAGUCCCAACAACUACAUCGCCCCCAAGAAGCAGCCGUUGUCCUCGAUGGUGCCGUCCGUCCUGGUCGAUCGUUACGGCGACGUCAAGAUGGUCGUGGGUGCCGCUGGUGGUACGAAAAUCACGACCGCGGUAUCCCAGGUGAUGGCGAAAAUCCUGUGGAUGGGACAGACGGUCAAGGAGGCGGUGGACGCGGCGAGGAUACACCAUCAGCUGUUCCCGCCGAAGCUGGAGUACGAGUACGGUGUCUUGAAGCAGGUGAUUGACGGCUUGAAGCGGCUGGGACACGUCACGAAGCGCUACAGGGCGCGGGGCAGCGUGGCCUGCGUGAUUCUGUACGAAAAUUCGACGAUCUUCGCGAACGCUGACUACCGCAAAGGCGGUGACGUUUACGGGAUCGAUUGAUCCGUCGUCUCCGUCGGCCGAGCUCCCCCAAAUCACAUCGGCUCGACUCAAUCUUAACACGACUUUCCGUUGAUCGCAGCAGACCUCACCGACGAAGUUGCGCGUCUCGCGCCGACGUGUGCAUUGCGUCGUCAGCGAGAGACAUUCGCUUUGGAAAGGUCGUCGCGUAGGAAUCGUUUGCUCUUGUUUAAUAAAAUUUUUACAACUUUC
Molecule: messenger RNA, 2331 nt
Organism: Dinoponera quadriceps
Lineage: Eukaryota; Metazoa; Arthropoda; Insecta; Hymenoptera; Formicidae
Product: gamma-glutamyltranspeptidase 1-like
Exons: 10
Coding region: 88-2121 (677 amino acids)
Biological process (GO): glutathione catabolic process
Cellular component (GO): plasma membrane
Molecular function (GO): glutathione gamma-glutamate hydrolase
Source: RefSeq, a predicted model, not a curated record